CCAGCUCUAGCCCUUUGAGCUCCCUGUAAGUUGGCACACUUCAUCAUUAACUCGCUGAUGAUCGAUUUGGAAAUCUAAAACAGUUCCUCAACAUGAGCACAGGACCAAGAACACAAUCUGCCUUCAUUCAGGGAAACCAGAGCACAGUUGAAAACGAUGCCUCCCACUCAGCACUCUUAUUCCUCUUCCAAGAAGUUUCCAAACUAGCAUCCCCAAUCCACAACGGUUUCCUGGACGCAAAUUCACCCUCCUCGUGGCUACAUGAGACUUCCAGGCAAGGUGCUUUUAUAGUUAAAAAAGAGGAAGAGGAUUCCCAUCUGUUUCAAAACUCUAAUAGUUCCUGCGAGCACAGUUUGUCUCAUAUGUCACCUUAUAAUCAGUUUAAAAGAGUUAGAGAGGAAAGUCACACUAGCAAGGUCACAUCUUUAAUUGAGCCACAUCCUAAGUGCAAUAGCCCCUGGAAAGUACUGAGUCUGAUCAAUCUGCAGUGUGAGAGGCUCCUGCAUCAAAGAGAUGUAGAGGAGUCAGACCAAAGCUCAGAAUCACCCACCACAAAAAAAGGUCUUUCAAUACACAAAUCAUCCACUGCAACAGCAGAUGUCACAGAUCAGGGAGUCGGAGGCGACUAUGUAAGUGUCGAGUGCACUUUGAGACCAUCGACUAUCUACAAGAGGCAAGAAAUCCCAGCCUGUGUUAGUGUUGUGGAAGAUGUGAGAGGGGAAUUCAGCAGAGGAGACGGUGGUUAUGAACCACAGUGCUGUGUGAAAGACUCCACGGUGGCAGAGCCUGUUACAGUGCUUAGUGUUAACAGACAAUUUGAGGGGAACCAGGAGUGUAAGGAGUUUUUCACCUCUGAACAGGUUAGUUUGCAUGCUCCCCUCCCUGAAAAUGUUUUAUCACAUACACGCAUCCCCUGUGCAACCCGAAAUGCCCAACUGACUGUUCACUCAAAUGAAGAUGCACAUGUAGCUCUGUCAAAGCCAGCAGUAACACUAGACCACAAUGCAAACCUUGCUGGGACCGAAGAGCCCCUUUGUGACACACAGCUGUCCCCAACGAGCUCUGUCCUGCCUUCUUCGCCAUCAGCAUCACUUUUAUAUAAUGCUACAGGGAAGUGUCACUUGCUUUCAAAACAGACCGACAAAAAAACAGCAUCUAAAGCAGAAUGCACAGAUGCCCACAUAGAGGAAGAAUGCCCUCCAGUUGCGCAACCCAAAUCCUCAAGCUAUAAUGGAGAAACAGACACUUCACCCUCUGCAACCUCAAAACCAGAGCCCAGGCCAGUGCAAGAGGAGGAAAUUGCUCCUUUGUCUACCCAGCAGUGGAGAACAAAAACUCCCAGAAAACAACCUCAUCCAAGCCGCAGUGCUAACAUCCAAGAUCCAGACUUCCAGGGAGUGACAUUCAGGAUGGACACGGAGCUGGACGACAAUAGGGAACAGUGUCGGCUCCUCAUAACUUCAAAGUACAGCAAGGAGCUCCGCAAGAGUGUAAGAAAACCAAGGCCGAGGACACGGAUGUCCCAGAAAUCACUUAAAACCAGCAGCUCGGAUGAGGAGGGUGACCUGACGACCAGUGUGUCCAAGGGGAAAGUCUGUGCAUCAUGCUGCACUAAGAAAACCCCCAUGUGGAGGGACGCAGAGGACGGGACCCCUCUCUGUAACGCCUGUGGAAUAAGGUAUAAGAAGUACAGAGUGCGCUGUGUCAACUGCUGGCACAUCCCAAGGAAAGAGGGCAAUUCCACCUCACGCUGCCUCAAGUGCGGAAACUUUGUGAGGCUGACCUCAGCUCAGCGGAAACACACCACCUAGGGUGCAUACACCGAGGUUUUUAGGUUUUUAUCUCUACACACACUUGCACACAACGGUUCAAGACCACACUCUCUGGUCCUGCAGUCCAAUACAAUUCACUACAGAUGGGAAUAAAUACAUAGGAGACCAGCAGCUUCUUACAUCUUACUUGACUCAGUAUUUAAAUUAGUUUCAUUGCUUAAAUGUUGUACAGGAAACUAUCUAUGUUUGGCUUUAUGGCUGCCCUAUGAUGCCGUAUAAACCAAGAAAAACCACUAACAGGUAAAAAAAACCUAUAAGAAAAAAAUAAACUCAUAAAAUGUGUGAAAAACGAUCGGAUCCUUACUGCACGGAUCUUGUUUGUGUUACCUGCUAAUCUGUAUGUAAAAUGUGUGACCGAUGUUAUUAACAAAUUCACUUUCCUUUCUGCGUGAUGAAGGAUAUGUUGAUGAAACACAGACAGCUGAUGCAGUAUUAAUUGGACACUGAAGGGCUACUAUAAGUCGUGGACACAUUCAGUGGGAUGUUAAGUCAUAAUUCU
Messenger RNA from Plectropomus leopardus (leopard coralgrouper), 2331 nucleotides. RefSeq names its product zinc finger GATA like protein 1 (gene zglp1). Gene Ontology annotation, cellular component: nucleus. Gene Ontology annotation, biological process: oocyte development; regulation of transcription by RNA polymerase II; spermatogenesis. The record is from RefSeq and is a predicted model, not a curated record. Lineage: Eukaryota; Metazoa; Chordata; Actinopteri; Perciformes; Serranidae. Gene Ontology annotation, molecular function: zinc ion binding; sequence-specific DNA binding.